CAUGCAUUUCACUUCAUAAAUAUGGGAAGGUAACAGAUCAUGCGCUUCAUGGAAAUGUUUGCACUUUUCUGUUCCUUAGGGCUUUCUGCAGAUUUCGACCUGAAAUUUCCCAAGGGGAUCUUGUCCGAGUUCACCUCUGCUAGAAUAGACAAAGACCUUCAGGCUGUGACAGUCGCCUUCUGGAUGAAGAUGGCUCGGGAUAAGAAGGAUCAAAAAUACAUAUUUUCGUACGCAGCAGAAGAAAAUGGCGUGGUCCAAGACAACGCUAUUUCCAUUGAGGUGGACAACUUUAACGAGUUCCUGUUCAUGAUCAACGGAGAGAAGAUCACAACCACCGCUUCAGUGGAGGACGAGGCGUGGCACCAUUAUGCUUUCACGUGGUCUUUGGGUUCCGCGGGAAAACAGUGGACUUUUUACGUGGACGGUCAGCGGAUCGCCGGUGGUACUGAGGGCGGCGGAGGACGGCUCAUUCCCGGCGGGGGGACGAUAGUCCUGGGGCAAGACCAGGAUGAGAUCCUCGGAGGAUUCGACAGUAGAGAGUCAUUCAAGGGGGAACUUAGCAGGUUGAAUGUGUGGGACCACGUCCUGACGGAAGCGCAGAUCUCAGUGAUGGCGCGUCACUGCACGGAUGACUCCGGAAACGUCCGAGCCUGGCCGGAUUUCAGAGCUGCUGCUGAAGGCCUUGAAAUCAGACAAGGGUCAGCUUUCUGUGCUGGGAAGCCAUCUCUAGACGUGAAUGAGUGUGCAUCUAACCCCUGCAUGAACGGAGGGUCGUGUGUUGAUCACAUCAACACUUUCACCUGUCUCUGUGCACCAGGAUAUAGUGGAAUAUACUGUCAAAAAGACGUCAACAAGUGCGGUCCGAACAACACUCCAUGUGACCACAACUGCCAUGACAGCGACUCCGGAUAUAAGUGCAGUUGUAAUAAAGGGUUUCAGCUCUUCAACGACAUCCACUGUGUAGAUGAAAACGAAUGUGCUACAAGAAAUGGCGGCUGUGAUCACAACUGCAUCAACACUCCCGGUUCGCGGAUGUGCUCGUGUUACCCUGGAUACGUCCUUGGUGCUGACCAGAAAUCCUGCGUAGAUAAAAAUGAAUGCACCGGGGAAAUAGAAAGCGACGAUCAACAACUACAAAAUGGAGGCUGUAGCCACGAAUGCGUCAACCUGGAGGGCAGCUAUGAAUGCAGAUGUCCAACAGGACUUGUUUUGAGUGAAGACGGCAGAUCGUGCCAAGACAUUAACGAAUGCAAGACUGGCGCGGCAGACUGUUCACAACUCUGCAUCAACACACUUGGAUCCUUCCAGUGCGCCUGCCAAUCCGGGUAUACUGUACUUCCUGAUGGCAAGAUGUGCCAAGCUCGCUCCUGUAGCAGCCUUCCUGAUGUUGAACACGGCAUCUUUGAGGUGUCUCCUACAGACAGUACGGUAGGACGUGUGGUGUGUAACGACGGGUACCGCGUACUGGGUAACCCCGUGCUGCGGUGUGACAUGACCGGUCACUGGGGAGGGUCACUCCCGAGGUGCAUAGUGCUUGACUGUGGAAUGCCGAAGCAGCUGAAGAACGGAGCUCGGCUAGGAUCGGAUCUUUACGUCGAGUACUACUGUAACGAGGGCUACCUCAUGGUGGCAGGUGAUGGAGUAAGGACAUGUCAAUCAAAUGGCGUUUGGAGUGGAGAACACCCCGUCUGUAGAAGGGAUCCGUGCUCACCCAGCCCAUGCGUAAGGGGCAAAUGUACUCGUGUCAACAUCAAUCUGGGAACUUUCAACUGUAGUUGUCCCAGAGGUUGGAAGGGCAAAACCUGUGACGAAGAUAUAGAUGAAUGCCGUGAGAAACCAUGUGGACCAACGCAAAACAGGUGCCAAAAUACACCUGGAAGUUUCAGCUGUGUGUGUGCUCAUGGUUAUGAGCCCAGAGGGAUGACAUGUGUUGAUAUAAACGAAUGCACAGGAAACCAUGGCUGUGACCAUGUCUGCGAGAACACACAAGGAAGCUACCGGUGUGAAUGCCAUGGGGCCUUUACCCUAGAUACGGACGGAAGGAGCUGUUCCGGUGACUGGCCAACAGGAACGUACGGCUUACCCAGGACUAACACAGGCUGCCCGGAAUCUGCAGGCGUGACCUGGCACACGGGCUACCGUUACCAUGACACCGAGGACGACGGCGCCAACAACUACUGGACGUCAGGACUGCAUUUUGAUGGAGAUUUCUGGAGGGGCAACAUGUAUCAGAAAUUUUGCAUGAAAACAUCUUCUUGGCAAGGACACGGCACCUGGCCACGUGGUAGCUACUGUAUCUUCAAGAGGAGUGGAUGUCCGAGUGGUUUCCAAACUGGGGAGCUGUUCUGGGACGACGAAGACGACAACAAUGCAAACCGUAGGAGUGGCGUAGUGCCCGACGGGACGUACAAUCACAACACGCUCAUCUGGUACUGCUGUCGUAACGAUGGUAGCGCCAACACCCGCAUCCCGCUACCCAGCCGCAAACCGUUUUACCUCUUCCGCUUCAGGCAGGGAUGCCAAAAGGUCCUCAGGAUGAAUGUAAGGGAGGAAUACUUCCGCUGGGACGAUGAAGAUGACGAUAAUAUUAAUUAUCGCCGGGGAGCGCAUCCGUACGACACAGGGGGUAGCAGAGACCACAAGCUUCACUACUGUUACUAUUGGUGAUUGUCAAGAACAAAAAAAUAACAUUCAUUUAUGUCCCACAAAUAACAUAUAAGUCAAUGGCUAUAUCUUCUUUUUCUAUCAAAGGAGUUAGAGAUAACUGUUUGCAAGCUGCCAUUACAGUUAAGACGGAGCUUGACACUGCUGUAUGAACCUCCUUAAUAACAAAUUACCAAGGAGAAUGCCAAGACAUCCUGUAUGAUUGGUUUCUGUAAGUCAGUUAACAUUCCUUAUCCAUUUGUAAAGGUGGAAACUAAUGUAAAUUAGAAUUUGAACCCAGGACAUAAAGCUAAACCCCUUCCAUUGUACUACACGUCCCCACCACAAAUUGAAUUUAGGAUGUGUUUGGGAUGUCUUAACAAAUGGUUGCUUGGCAUUGAACCUAAUUAACAGAAAUGUGCUGCUUUCCUCCCAGACAACUAAUUUCCAUUUAAUUAACUUUUAAUGAAUGUUGUUACUUCAAGCUGAAAGAGCUGCCAAAAAUAAAGCAAUUGUAUUUACGCAAUGCAGUUACAUGCUUUGCACGAACAUCAGACAGUUAGGUGGUCACAUAGGAGUUCGUCAGUACGAACAAGCAAAUGGUUGAUAUGCUUUGAGAUUUUCACUACUAGAUUUUUGGGGGGAGCAGAGGAAAUGGUAACUUUCCCCUGAUUUGUUUGUUUUCCUUGUUUCGUUUUUAAAAUUUGUUUAUUAAAAAAUAAUUCAGAAGACACAUAGAUCCUUUUGUAAAUUUCCGACGUAUUUCUAUUUGAUUUGUACUUCUUAUUGAUCUUUUGUAAGAUAAAUUCUGUUAUUAGGUUAUUUAACGUUACAAUUGCAACUGAUGUUAUGUGUUCAUUCCUUUGAUUUGAUUAUGUACAAUUGAUUUAUUUUGCAACCUAGGGGAGGCCCAUGAGACGCCUUUAUGGUUUAUGACCUUACCCUGCACGCAUUUAUUUCCUAUGUACAAUGUUUUUAAUUUCAUGUAUAUAUGUGCGAAGAAAUAAAGACGCAAAUAAAGACACAAAUG
This is a messenger RNA of Branchiostoma floridae (Florida lancelet), 3673 nucleotides long. RefSeq names its product sushi, von Willebrand factor type A, EGF and pentraxin domain-containing protein 1-like. Gene Ontology annotation, molecular function: wide pore channel activity; calcium ion binding. Lineage: Eukaryota; Metazoa; Chordata; Leptocardii; Amphioxiformes; Branchiostomatidae. The coding region runs from base 40 to 2667 and encodes 875 amino acids. Gene Ontology annotation, cellular component: membrane. The transcript is spliced from 18 exons. The record is from RefSeq and is a predicted model, not a curated record.